AUGAACCAACCAAUCCCUAAUCAAAACUACAACUCCCGCGCAUGCGCAAUGCCCCCGGCGCGCCAUCUUGACAGCGGGAGCUACUAUCAAACAAACCGGAUCGUAGCUUGCUUUUUAGGUUCCGCAAAUCGGACCUUCCCCGUGAGGGAAGGUCUGAUGAAUUGAGGGCAAGCAUGCCUGUGGUGUGGCCCACCCUGCUGGAUUUCAGCAGGGAUGAGUGCAAAAGGAUCCUCCGUAAACUGGAAUUGGAGGCGUACGCCGGUGUUAUAAGUGCUCUCCGCGCACAGGGAGACUUAUGCAAGGAAAAGAAAGACCUUCUUGGAGAACUAUCCAAAGUUUUAAGUAUUUCAACAGAGCGACAUCGAGCAGAGGUACGCAGGGCAGUGAAUGAUGAACGCCUCACAACAAUCGCACACAAUAUGUCUGGUCCAAACAGCUCUUCGGAGUGGUCCAUUGAAGGCCGACGUCUGGUACCACUGAUGCCACGACUCGUCCCCCAGACGGCAUUUACAGCCACUGCCAAUGCUGUUGCCAAUUCUGCUGGACUGCACAACUCUGCCCUACCAGAUCCUGCGGAAACUGGGAACAAGGAAGUGGUUGUCUGCUACUCUUAUACAAGCACGACGUCCACCCCCACAUCAACGCCUGUGCCCAGUGGUAGCGUGGCUACGGUAAAGUCCCCUCGCCCUGCCAGCCCAGCAUCGAACGUUGUUGUUCUCCCCAGUGGCAGCACAGUUUAUGUCAAAAGCGUCAACUGCUCAGAUGAUGAUGAGAAGCCUCGUAAACGUAGACGCACAGACUCCACUAGUUCCUCUCCUGUAGUACUAAAGGAAGUGCCCAAACCUUCCACACCGGUGUCAAAGACCAUCACAAUGCCUGUGACUGGGAGCCCCAAGAUGAGCAACAUUAUGCAGAGUAUAGCCAACUCCUUGCCCCCUCACAUGUCACCGGUGAAGAUCACUUUCACCAAACCCACCACUCAGACCACAAACACCUCCACACAGAAGGUUAUAAUAGUCACAACGUCUCCAAGCUCAACAUUUGUCCCAAACAUCCUAUCAAAAUCUCACAACUAUGCAGCAGUCACCAAGCUGGUUCCCACCUCUGUUUUAUCCUCCACUACUCAAAAACCACCUGUGGUCAUCACUUCCUCUCAGGCAUCUGUGAUCGGCAGUGGCGGUAACAGCGGAGCCUCCACACCCAUAUCGUCUGGUAGCAUUGCUGUGACCACAACUGUAUCUGCCACUCCAUCAAUGGUCAUGUCCACUGUGACACAGGGUGUCUGCACUUCCGCUGUAAAGAUGGCAUCUAACAGACUUCCCUCUCCCAAAAGCCUGGUUGCUUCCCCAAGUCAAAUCUUAGCCCAGUUACCUAAACAGUUCCAGCAGUCCCCAAAGAUCCAUCAGAUACCACAACAGGCAUCUCCUCUGACACAGCCAACUUCACUCACUCAACCAUCCGCUACUGCUCAGCCUCAGAUUCCUCCAGGAAUCAAACCCACGAUACAGAUAAAACAGGAAUCCGGUGUGAAGAUCAUCACUCAGCAGAUGCAGCCCAGCAAGAUUUUGCCCAAACCGUUAUCUGCAGCUUUACCAAAUAGCGGUAAUUCCCCCAUCAUGGUUGUGAGCAGCAACGGAGCAAUUAUGACUACAAAACUGGUCACCUCUACCGGCGGGGCACACGCAACUUACACCAGACCUGCUGUCAGUUCCACACUUGGUGCUCGUAUGGCUGCUACCCCGGGGGCAACUUACGUGAAAACCACCAGCGGCAGCAUCAUUACUGUGGUACCCAAGUCACUAGCCACUCUGGGGGGAAAGAUAAUCAGCAGCAACAUUGUAUCCGGUACAACAACCAAGAUAACUACUAUACCGAUAACCUCAAAGCCCAACGUUAUUGUGGUGCAGAAGACCACAGGCAAAGGGACAACAAUUCAAGGUCUGCCAGGCAAAAAUGUUGUGACAACGUUGCUGAAUGCUGGGGGAGAUAAAACGCUACAAGCAAUGCCAGCAGGAACAAAACCAGCAAUUAUCACUGCAACACGUCCAAUUACAAAGAUGAUCGUUACUCAGCCCAAGGGGAUGGGAUCAACUGUUCAGCCAGCAACAAAAAUAAUCCCAACUAAAAUAGUCUACGGACAGCAAGGGAAAACCCAGGUGCUAAUAAAGCCAAAGCCGAUGACAUUCCAGGCGACCGUAAUGAGUGAGCAAACGCGGCAGCUAGUUACGGAGACUCUUCAGCAGGCUUCGCGGGUGGUGGAGACGACUAGCGCCACUAUUCAGGAAGUGAAGGAAGAUACUGAGAGCAGCUCUUCCUCUACAGAGUCAUCUCAGAGCUCUCAAGAUUCGCAACCUGUGGUUCAUGUAAUUGCUUCUAGAGCUCAGGAUUGGUCGGAACAUGAAAUAGCCAUGGAGACCACUCCUACAAUUAUAUACCAAGAUUUGUCAGGUGAAUCCCAGUCUGCUACAUCCACCAUCAAGGCUCUCAUGGAGCUCCAGCAGACUGCCGUGAAAGAGAAAGUGGAAUCUAAGCCCCGGCAGCCGACCAUUGACCUGAGUCAGAUGGCUGUUCCUAUUCAGAUGGCCCCUGAUAAACGCCCUCCUGAAAGCACUUCCAUUGCUGUGGUGGAGUCCAAGCUGGUUGCAGAAUACAUUACUACAGGGAAAACCAGGCAAGUGGCUUCCACGACAACAGUGAGUUCCGGAGACGUUCCUCUAACCUCCAUUCUCCAAGUGAGUCACCCGUCUCAACAGCACCAUAUUCAGCCAUCUCAGGCCCAGCGGACUCUGCUCCAGCACGUCACACAGUCCCAAACUGCAGCACAGACGUCUGUUGUGGUUAAGUCUAUUCCCACCUCCUCCAGCGGAGCAAUCACACAUAUCAUGCAGCAGUAUACACGAGAGGAACCAGUGGGAGAUACUUUGAAACAAACUAGAACAUACAAGCCCAUACCAGUAACUGGGUUAUCUCUAGAGGAUAUCUGGAAAAAACUGCAUAAUAUUAAGGCAUUAAGCAGUCAUGCAGCAUUCACCAAGAGAACAGAAGAAACCAUCACAGAGGAAGGGGAAGUUGAGGAGAUGGACACAUUGGACCCUCAGACUGGUCUCUUCUACAGAGCUGCCCUUGCUCAGAAGCAGCAGAAACAAAUCCAUCUGCACCAAGAAGGAGCACAUCUCCAGGUAAAGACUGUGCAGUCCCUGCAGACAAAGCAGAAGCAAAUAAUCCAGCUGCAGCCGGAGCAGAUCCAGCACAAAAUCCAGCAGACUGCGCAGCUGUCAAUUAGACAGCAGAAGAUUAGCCCACUGCAACAGGAGCACAUGCAACAGCGCCACAUGCUGAUCAAGGAGAGGCACCUUCCUAACCUGGUAACACAGCCUCAGCAGACAGUAGUGCAAGUACUGGCAGUAAAAACCACACAGCAGCUGCCCAAGCUGCAGCAAAUACAAAGCCAGAAGAUUUACAUGCAGUCCCAACUCUCACAGACUCCAGUGCAGAUGUCCAUCUCUGCUGAGAAACAUCAUACAACUCAGAUAUCACAUCCAGUUGUAUCACAAGGAUCAGCGGUUACCAAAAUAACAUUUGAAGGACAUCAGCCUCCUACGGUUUCAAAGGCUGCUAUUACAGAAUGUCUGCCCAAGCUCACCCCAGCAGUUGCCAGCAUCUUGCCCUCAACCACAAAGGCUGAGAAGGUGUCUGUAGCAGAUAUACUAAAGAUGUCUAUGAUGGAGGCUGAUAUUGACACGAACGUAGAACCUAUGAUUGUGGAUCCCCCAAAUAAAUCUACCCCUAUUAUCAAGCCCAUGCCCAUUUUAACAGAAGCCUCAAUACCAACACAGAUACAAAGGCUUCCUGUGUCAGGCACAGUGACUGCUACAGUGCCACCCCUUCCAAAAUGUUUCCCAGCCCCUAUAAUUACAGCAACUCCUCCUUCUGCUCUUCCUGUUCCUCUUCCGCCACCGCCCCCUCUAACUAGGAAAGUUGACAUUCCUGUCACCAGCCAGAUUAUUCAAAUACAGAAUGUGCCACAGAAGAGAGUGGAGGAAGUGCCUUCUGAAAUUAUUAUCCAGACUAUCCCUCAGUAUCACAUCCCUUGUCACUCCAGCUCCAAUGUGGUGGUGGAACCUAGUGGUCUUCUGGAGAUGAAUAAUUUCACCAGUCAGAGGCUUGGCGAUGAUGAUUCAGUCUUAGCACAUGAUGGGGACAUCAGCAUGGAGGACAGAAGCAAAUGCUCAACGUCUCUCAAUGUGGAAAAUUGAGGGAGCUACUUCAUUCUGUAUCCAGAACGUCUGUUACAUUUCUUGAUGCCUAUUUGGGUUUAAUGAUGUUCCAGCAUCUCAGAAAGCUACAGUUUCAAUGGUGUGGUCUGUCAUCCAAAUAUCUGUUUCUACUCAUGUUCACAAGUAUUGGCAAGCACCAGAAGGACUGUUUGUAAUUAUUUUAAAAGGCUGUAUAUAUUACAGAAAGCCAAAAGGAAAUCUCUUAUUUCUUUAAAAAGUUCUUUUGAUCCAGAUUAUCAUUAUGGAAUGAGUUCAUGUUUGACAAACUUAUAUUGCAUGUGCAAUCUGUACAGUGGUUAUUACCAGUUUCUUUAAAAAGGAAAAAGUCUUUUGGAUUAUUCACUUAA
Bombina bombina (fire-bellied toad) is the source of this 4624-nucleotide messenger RNA. It is a transcript of the gene EMSY, whose product is annotated as EMSY transcriptional repressor, BRCA2 interacting. Gene Ontology annotation, cellular component: nucleoplasm. The transcript has 21 exons. NCBI's taxonomy places the organism in Eukaryota, Metazoa, Chordata, Amphibia, Anura, Bombinatoridae. The record is from RefSeq and is a predicted model, not a curated record. Bases 174 to 4256 code for a protein of 1360 amino acids. Gene Ontology annotation, biological process: regulation of DNA-templated transcription.